GCGACGUCCUAUCAUCUGGCUAUUACAAGACCACCAUACCGCAAGUCAAAUAUAGUCUUUGUUUGCAUGAACUUUUCGUCUCUGCGGCUUACAGCAUCAAUCCGCUGGUACGAAUCAUGUCUAAAGCUUUGCAGCAGAAACAACACGCCUAUUCAGCCGAAGCGUUUGUUCUCUAACGCGCCUCCAUGUCGUCAGCAAUCCCUAUACACACCAUACGUGCGUCCUUUGAACCAGGAGCAACUUAAAACGAUUCGGAAGGCGCAAAUGCGCGAAGAACCGCAGUUUCAUAUCAGGUACAAGAAGGAUGUCGAGUUUUUUCUUUCCAGGUCCACUUCGACUGAAGCACGCAUGAACGAGCGUGACAGUCUUCGCUCUCGUCUGGAGUCAACUGUCAAGUCGCGGUUUGGCGAUGAGUACGGUGUAGAGGAUAUCAGUAUGUGGCGGUAUGGGCAGGAUUUGCAUCAUGCCCCCCUCGAAUACGCUAUUGUGGACACAAAACAUCCGCAAGGGUUGUCCUCUCAUGAUGACUUACAAGAUUUACCGCCGGUCUAUGACCCUGUUGCUGUGUCAAAUGCUCUUCUCAAGGUGGGGUACAAGGGCUACUUCCACGAGCCAUCUUUCAGGUCAUGGGAAGAGACGUUGCAGUUCGAAGAUGAUGAGCCGAUUCUCCCUUCUCCUGCAACCGUCAAGGAAUGGCCCCGUUACGAACGCGCUAAUACGAAGGAGUUGUGCUACCCGCCGACGCUGCAUGGGACCUCACCUAUUGACUUCAAGCUGACAUUGCCGGGACCCACCAUCCUCCCGCUGACGCAGCUUUUGAAGGCAUAUUUAGACUAUUCGAUACAAGUCAAAACCCUCACCUCGAUAUACUUCCUAUGGGCGCGCUCUUUGGCAAUACAUGACUUAUCUCCGGUGUGCGUUGCCCUUAUGGUAAUCCAGUAUUACCAGCAAAGCGUUGGUAUGCAAUCAUUGCAGCGGACAGCUCCUACAAAGGAUGUCGACCCUGCUUACGUCUGGGUUCCCCAGAUGUAUGCCGACGAAGUUUCUGAAAAGGUGCUCGCGUAUUGGGAUCGUGGAAUUUAUCGUCCUGUAGAUGAGGUAUUGGAUGAACUCCAAUGGAACCACGCACCAUAUCAGAUAGAUGUCUCAUUCUGGAAUCCACCUCGUCCGAAAACAUCCACCACAAUCGGCAUGCACUCGUACAACUUUGCAAGAUCGCUCAUCAAUGGCAUGCAAUAUGUCAAGACGCAUGCUCUCUCUGUGCGUGAGGGUGACGCACUCUCCCGUCGUGAAGCGAGAUCGAAGGUGUUUCCUAUAGAUGUCUACAAUGACUCUGUCGGGGAGAUCGACGGCAACUGGUGUAACCCCACGCGAUGGUUGGCGGACGCCCUCGUCGUGCAGGACCCGUUCGUAUUCACGCAAAACCAUGCAGGCUCGAUGUCGAAGGCGAUGAUGCAAUACUUCUUCUACUAUAUGUCUCGGACGGCACACAUCAUCAAGGCAGGGAAUCCAUUUUUUGACAUUUUCGGCCCGUAUAUCGAUCUCGCCCAAUCGCACGAAGGUGGAGCACUGAGAGAUCGGGCACCACAUAUUUCCAUUGGGGGUGAAGCGGCGGCGCGGACGACAGCACCAAGUUUCACUGAUGAUGACGAUGUACCAUUCAGUCGUCGACGGAGAGACGCGUCAGUCAACGAUUCAAAGAAGACGAGCUCCAUGGAGGACGAAGAUGUGCCGUUCAGUCGUCGACGGAGAGGAGAGGCAUCGCUCAACGGUUCAAAAAGGACGAGCUCCAUGGACGAUGAAGACGUGCCAUUCAGUCGUCGACGGAGAGAAGAGGCGCCAGUGGACGACCCAGACAGGAUGAGCUCCAUGGACGAUGAUGACGUGCCAUUCAGUCGUCGACGGAGAGGGGAGGCGUCGCUCAACGAUUCAAAAAGGACCAGCUCCACCGAGGACGAAGAUGUGCCGUUCAGUCGUCGACGAGGAGAAGAAUCUUCAAUCGACAACGCGGACAGUACGAUCGACAUAAAUGACGACGAUGUGCCACCCCGUCGCGGAAGGAAGAGCACAGUGCCGUUUGACAAUUCAGACGGGACGCGAACUUCCUCAUAUCAUGCCAACAGACGGGAAUCGUCCAUGCGGCGCUCAGGCUCAUCCGGCUUUAAUCGUGGAUACCACAGCUCUGCUGUUCAGAGCGAAACCGGGGCCAAUCGAAGCCAGACACUGCGAUGGAGAUACGAGGGAAGCACGGUUGGAUGGGUUCCUGUCGAGAGAGAUGACACUCGCUCAAUCGACGAAGAAACACUCAACGCAUUGCUGCCUCCUUCUGUCCCAGAUGAGGUACACAAGAUGCGAGGGGAGACGUUAAAGCGUGUGCAGCAUAUCAUUGCAAAAAACUAUAAGCCCCUAUAUUUGCUCGAGCCAUUUGGUAGCGUUUGCACUGGGAUAGAUUCUCCCACUAGCGAUAUCGAUAUUGUUAUCAUUGAUGAGGACAGACCGCAAGGGUUCGAACAGGCAGAGAGCAAGAAAGGGAUACCUCCGAUAUAUGACGUCGCAGCCCUCGGUAGGGUCAUGCGCAAGGCGAGGUUCCGGAACGUACAGAGCAUUUCUCGUGCUUCUGUCCCUAUUGUCAAAUGCAAGGAUCCGGUGAAUGGCCUGGCAUGCGACAUCAACGUCAAUGAACGACUCGGGCUGGUGAACUCGAAGUUGAUCCGUCACUACCUUGAUUUGAACCCCGUGCUACGCCCCAUGAUACGGUUUCUGAAGACAUGGGCGAAAUCCUUAGGAUUGAAUGACCCAUCCGGCGAGAACGGGUCGCCCACCUUCAGCAGCUAUGCACUUACGUUGAUGACCAUCGGGUGGUUCCAGAUUUGUGGACUCUUGCCAAAUCUACAAGCCGGCGUUAAGGAGAUGCAUUCAGGUGCAAACAGCUUCUUUUAUGCUGAGAUAGCGAUCAAAAACAAGAAGAGCAAAGGAGUGACGCGCGUAAAAUGUGACCUUCGUUUCCGCGAAGUCGUCAAUUGGCAACCGUCUGAGACAGAGAUCGACCUGCUAGAGGUGCUCAAGGAUUGGUUCAACUACUGGGGUGUGGAGCACAAGUACAGGCCCACCGUUAUGAGCGUUUCUCACGGGGGCGUUCUAACGAGAGAACAGGCUUUAGACAGUUGGGCCAUGCUAUGUCAGGACCCUGCUCGCUAUGAAACAUCGAAGAAGGAUGGCAAACUGAUAGCGGUUGCGAGGGCGAAUUCAGCUGCUGUAGAGGACGACGUGGUCGAAGGUGAGAUGUUCGUAGAAGAGUCGUCCGAGGAUAUGACGGCCGAGGAGGACGAAGAAACCUCUCCGGACGAUUGGGACACCGAAGAUGGAAAACCUCCUGUGGGAUGGCCCUUCAAACCUGAAGUUACGCCCGAAGAGUUGCGUUCCGUCAAGGAUGGGGAAAACGAAGGUUAUUCCUUAGACCGAUUGAACACCGAAGAUAGAAGCUCUUCUCCAGGAUGGGCUCUCGAGCUCGAUGCCAACAUAGAGAAAUUGCAUCCAAUUGAUGCAGGAUCUCCGGCUGCGGAACACGCGCGCCAGGAACUCUUGGAAGAGCGACAGUCCUUGGACGAAAGGAUUGCGAGACGUCUGCCCUCCCAAGAUGACGCCCAACCUUUUGAAUCAGCUCGUGCAUUAUCGCGGAAGGAAAUUGCCAAACGCUUGGGAAAGGGUGCGCUAUCCAGGUGGAUGGAAUCGCCCCUAUGCGUCGGCGAUCCCUUCGUUCCGCUGAAGAACGUAACGGGGAGUAUAGCUUAUCGCGAAGUUGCACGAUUCUCAGCUGAGUGUCGCACCGCACUGACUUUUCUCGAGUCCGAUGGCGGCUUGGAGCACAUUCUGGAAGGAUUUGUGAGGCGAAGGAGGACGAAACCAAGGACACAACUGAAGUCAAAAUCGAAGACGAAAAGCAAUCGUCAAGCAAAGCGGACGAGGACCCAUGCAGAUGCUACUGAAGAUCUUGAGGCUAUUCAUUCAAGCGUGUUGUGACUUGAUUUGAAAGUACGAUCCGUCCUCGUAAUAGCCUGCCCACGAUCAUUGGGAGAGGAUAUGGCAAAAAAGCUUCUCUACUAAAUCUCCCGCGCGGCGCCAUUUCCAACAUGCGCAAUACGUCGUUCGAGGGAACAGCGCGUCCACUAUGAUCCAAAGUUCAAUCGACAAUUGGAAUGCAAGUAUGGAUUAUUGGUAUACCUGAUUGGGGCUUUGUAUAGAAUGUAGUGAUAAUUUCUACUAGUUCCAUGAUGAAGUUGAAGACAUACAUG
This is a messenger RNA of Laetiporus sulphureus 93-53, 4292 nucleotides long. RefSeq lists its product as uncharacterized. The transcript has 15 exons. Gene Ontology annotation, molecular function: nucleotidyltransferase activity. Gene Ontology annotation, biological process: RNA 3'-end processing. NCBI's taxonomy places the organism in Eukaryota, Fungi, Basidiomycota, Agaricomycetes, Polyporales, Laetiporaceae. The coding region runs from base 67 to 4020 and encodes 1317 amino acids. The record is from RefSeq and is a predicted model, not a curated record.